Molecule: messenger RNA, 1824 nt
Organism: Hippocampus comes (tiger tail seahorse)
Lineage: Eukaryota; Metazoa; Chordata; Actinopteri; Syngnathiformes; Syngnathidae
Gene: fdx2
Product: ferredoxin 2
Exons: 5
Coding region: 29-610 (193 amino acids)
Biological process (GO): P450-containing electron transport chain
Cellular component (GO): mitochondrion
Molecular function (GO): 2 iron, 2 sulfur cluster binding; electron transfer activity
Source: RefSeq, a predicted model, not a curated record
ACAUUGAGCACGUGAUCAAAACACAAUCAUGGCCGCCUCCGCUGUAGUACGCUCGAGCGUGGGGCUGACUUUCAGACUUUCGCGAGUUUUACCGGACUGUAGCACUUGUCCUUUAUCCAGGUUAAAGACGUGCACGGCUCAUCUACAGAAGAAAGACUCCGUGGGCACCUUUCGUACCAUCAAUCGGUUUGUGCAGACGAGUGUAGGUUCAUACCACAGUGAGGAAGGCAGCACAGAUGAAGAGAACCAAGACAAUGUGGUCAAUGUGGUGUAUGUUGACCGGUCCGGCCAAAGGAUCCCAGUUAGAGCUCAAGUGGGAGACAAUAUUUUGUACUUAGCUCACAAGAAUGGAAUCGAACUAGAAGGGGCGUGUGAGGCAUCAUUGGCCUGUUCAACAUGUCACGUGUAUGUAAGCAGCGACUAUUUCGACAAACUACCCGAACCACUUGAGAGGGAGGAUGACAUGUUGGACAUGGCUCCCAUGCUCCAGGAGAACUCCCGGCUAGGGUGCCAGAUCAUUCUCACCCCAGAGCUGGAGGGCAUGGAGGUGACUUUACCCAAAGUCACGAGGAACUUCUAUGUGGACGGACAUGUUCCCAAACCCCAUUGAGCAGACACGCUGAUGGUGAAGGUGGGAUUGAGAGGGGCCGGCCCAGCAAACGAGAAGUCAUGCUUGGAAGGGAGCAGGUUACCUGUGAAGAAAUCUACAGCGUGAGAAGUCUGUAGGCACCGCCCUGAAGAUCUUGACUGAUCAGAUAAUAACAGUUUACUGAGGUGGGCCUGCAGACCUUUGCAGAAUUCAAUGAACUCAAUGGUUACUUACACAUAAUGUCUUUUCAUUUAUGUGUGAUGUGCUCGGGCCAGCAUUGAGACAGCGCACAAUUUCACAAUUUUUUAUUAUUUUUUUUGUUAAAAAACAAAAACCUAAACAUUCAAAUUUAGAGACCUUAGUUAGACAAAGUUCAUCCUUCCAAAGGAGUAUUAGAGCCACACUGAGAAGAAAAUUAGAUCAAGUGGGGGAAGCACCUUUGAGAAAAAGUAAUAAUAAAAUGGUAAUAUAAUAACACCAUAUUUUUGAUGAAUAAAGUUGUAGCCAUCUAUAAAUCGGUAAUAUGAAAUAUGUGCCAAAGUCGGACAGAUGAUUGAAUUUAAAUCAACAAAUGUUUUCUAAAAUCACAUUAGAGUGAUCAUAGUGACGGUGGUGUUAAUCUGCCAAAAUAUAUUCUCUUUCACUGAUUUGUCAAAUUUUAUCCAUCAAGUGUAAGACCUUAUCUUUAAAUUUUUUGGGGGGGCAAAUUCGCAACUAUCAUACUAUUCUGAAUUCAUUGAAUUACAAACAUUUUUGUGUACGUCUUUGUUCUCGUCAUACUUUUUUUCCCCAGCGUGCCACUAAUACUCCUUCAUAAAACUGUGCUGAUGAAUGGAACAUUCCUUGCGAUAGCUCUUAUAUGCAGUCUUGCCGUAAAAUGCUCGUCAUUUCACCUGGACAAUCACUCAUACACUAUCAUGCAUUUCGUUGGUAUUUGUGGGCAAUAUGACUGCGCUUCAGUCAAAGUCCUUCUGUAAAAUCCCAAUAAACAUUUCAAAUGUCCUGUAAAAAUGGGCUUCCCUUUAGGAGUGUGCUGACCAGCUGACACUGACGUGAUGCUGCUGUGUUCUGAAACAAAAUUGCAACAUGCUGCCAAUGAAGGAGUUUUCCAGGUUAAAAUCUGUUUAUUUGUCAAGUCUACUGUACAUGUCCAACCUACACACACUUUUAAGUCACUAAUGUAUGGCAUAUAUCAAGUAUUUAAAAUUGUGCAAUAAAGUACUCUUUUAAAGCUG